CCCGCCUGCCUGUCGCCGGGGCUGGGAGAGAGCGCGCGCGCGCGCGCGUGUGUGUGUGUGUUAUGUGAGUGACGCGGCGGAGGUGUAGUUUGACGCGGUGUGUUACGUGGGGGAGAGAAUAAAACUGCGGCGAGAGCCUAGGCGCGAACGAAAGCAGUGACGGAGCAGCCUGCAGCCGAACUUGCCUUGCCCAAGAAUGUGUGGUUUCGAAAUUCAGUUCUUGCGUUACAAAGCCAGGUGGACUGGAGGUGGCCAUCUGUGUGAGAGCAAGUUGAAGGAGCAGACAUCAUUCAGGAAAGUAACUAAAUGACCAUGGAAUCUGGCGCAGAGAACCAACAGAGUGGCGAUGCAGCUGUUACAGAGGCAGAAAACCAACAAAUGACAGUACAGGCCCAGCCACAAAUCGCAACGUUAGCGCAGGUAUCUAUGGCAGCAGCUCACGCCACAUCUUCUGCUCCCACCGUGACCUUAGUACAGCUGCCUAAUGGGCAAACAGUUCAAGUCCAUGGUGUUAUCCAGGCUGCCCAGCCCUCAGUUAUUCAGUCCCCACAAGUCCAGACAGUUCAGAUCUCCACUAUUGCAGAAAGUGAAGAUUCACAGGAAUCCGUGGACAGCGUCACAGACUCCCAGAAACGCAGGGAGAUUCUUUCCAGACGACCUUCUUACAGAAAAAUCUUGAACGACUUGUCGUCAGAUGCUCCAGGAGUGCCACGGAUUGAAGAAGAAAAGUCUGAAGAGGAAGCAACAGCACCUGCCAUCACGACUGUCACGGUGCCAACUCCAAUUUACCAGACAAGCAGUGGGCAAUACAUUGCCAUCACCCAGGGAGGUGCAAUCCAGCUGGCUAAUAAUGGCACCGAUGGAGUCCAAGGCCUGCAGACGCUCACCAUGACCAAUGCCGCUGCAACCCAGCCUGGUACCACCAUUUUACAGUAUGCACAGACCACGGAUGGACAGCAGAUUCUCGUGCCCAGCAACCAAGUUGUUGUACAAGCUGCCUCAGGAGAUGUCCAGACCUACCAAAUUCGCACAGCACCUACAAGCACCAUUGCACCUGGUGUCGUGAUGGCAUCCUCCCCAGCACUUCCCACCCAGCCAGCAGAGGAAGCAGCGCGGAAGAGAGAAGUCCGCCUAAUGAAGAACAGGGAAGCAGCACGCGAGUGCCGCAGGAAGAAAAAAGAAUAUGUCAAAUGUCUAGAAAACAGAGUGGCUGUGCUUGAAAACCAAAACAAGACAUUGAUUGAAGAGCUAAAAGCACUUAAGGACCUUUAUUGCCACAAAUCGGAUUAAUUUUAGAUCCCCAUUUUUGGUUUGUUAAUGUCAGAGAAAGACUGCUUUGGUGACUGCCAGAAAGACAAAGUGGACUUUUUAUUUUCUAAACAUUUCUCUCUCUUUUUUUUUUCUACGCGCAAAACUGCCUGAAAGCAACUGCAGAAUUUUAUCCGUCUGUGCUUUGCAUUAAACUGUGAAUGUUGAAACACCUGCCUCCACUUCUCCCCCACCUUCCCUCUCCCUUCCCCCGAAUUAUUUUCACCACGCUGCAUCCUGGUUGAGAAGAAAGAGAAGAGACUUCCUCAUCUCCCAUCUUCUUCAAGGAAUAAUAACGUUCACUUUUUUGUGUGCGCGCGCAGAGGGGUUUAUUUCAUAAUGCUUUCAAGAAUUAAAACACAGAGCUCGUCUGAAUCCCUCAGAGAUGGUUAUCCUGAGGCUCUGCCCUGAAGUAUUAUGUGGGCUGGAUGCGUACCCAAGGUAUGCUCUGAGGAAGCUGUGGUUGCCAAAUUGUUGCAUGGUUUCAAACCUCCAUUAUCAAACAUUACAGUUGCAGCUACGUGGUAGAAUGAUGCCAAAAGACAUGUACUUCAGGUAUGUAGGUAUGUACACAGUAGGAAUUAAAUGAGCAUAUAGAGAAGGGUUGGGGAGAAGGUGGGAUAGUCACCUGUAACCUCCAUCUGUUUUUUAGAUAGUUUUCUAUAUGAUAAAAGAUGAUUCCAUUGAUUUCCUGGUUUUUUUAUAUAAAAAAAGGAGAGUUCAUGUGUUCAGUCUUUUGAUUGCCCGUAAAGAAAUCAUCUAACGCUUAUGAUAUCCUAAGGGGACAUGGACUCCUAGCAAGCAGUAGAGCAGGAACGGUAACGUUCUGCUUUAGCUUAGAAGUCCAUGAGAUUAUCAUAAAGAAUAAUUCAUUAAAACACCAUUUUUGUUUUGCAUUAUCCAGAGGCGAUGUUAUACAAGGCAACCGCUAGCAGUGCAUACUUUAGUGAAGAUAGGAGUGAAUGUUAACUUUUUCGUGCAGGUAGAGAAUUUUCCCCCCCUAAAUCUCCCUAUUGUGCACACAGAUGGUGUGAAAUUGAACUUUGCUGACUUGUUGAACCUAAGUCAUCAGCCAGACCUGCAUCCCAGUUAAGCUAUCUGAUUUCAGUAGGACUCUGUGUCAUUUAGGGAUCUAGCUGAAUCUAAGUGAAAGUUUCUCAUCUGCAGACAUUCAAACCCUAAGGAGUAAAAAGAAAAAAACUUCCCCUAAGGUGUGUUGCAGGAAUCAGUAAUGUGAUUAAUCAGUAUAAUAUGAUUUAAGGCAGCAAAUAAGCCGUUCAACAUUAGAAAUUCCUUUGUUCAAGCUACUUUGGCUACUUAAGGUGGAAUCAGUUCUCCAGAGGCAAAAUGGACUUAUUUAAGAGAACAUGAAGUUAUUUUGAAUCUCUAAUCCCAGCAGUUAUUUUGAUCCUCACCUCAUCAAUAAAAGCCUGCACAUAAAAUAAGACUGCUCCUGAAAGAAUAUUAGUUCUCAGAUCUUCUUAAAGGUGAUAAAACCAACAUGGCCUAUUGCAAUGUUUUAUCAAUUAAAUCCAACACCUGUAGCUAUAAUUUAGCUAGUAAUUUUACUUAAUAGUGCAUUUGUUUUUUAUGAAAAUAAGUGCAAAUCUUUAUAAUUUACCCUUUUAUCAGAUGAAGACAAAAUUUGUUUGUAAGGCAUGUCACAAAAUCUUUAGAAUUAAAGAAUAUAAAAAGCCUCAUAUUUUAAGCAGCUUAUUUUUAUUUGCAAGGCAAACUUUUCCUCCUGCUAUUGGAUAAAAUAAUACAGACAUUCUGAACAAAAAUAAGUUCUGCCAUUUUAGAAACCCUUUAAUUCUCACAUCAUAAUAUAUUUUUUUAAAAAAACAAAAGCAGAUUCCUACAAAGAAACGGGAUGAUAGAUUAUGGAGAACUCAGAUCCACAAUUUUUACCUGCCUUGUGAGGUUUGUUCCCCUCACCCCCCGAAAUUUUGGUAGAAUCAUGAUCUCUGCUGAUUUUCUCGAAUUGCUAACCUCAUUGAAAACCAUUGUAUGUGUUGAUCUUGGUUUGAGUAAGCCUCUUUCAAAGCUGGCUGUGGAUGUGUCAGGUAAUCUGUUUAAACAUUAUGUAAUAAUCUAAAAUUCGUUCAUCAGGAAAGCAACCACCAAAACUCUCUGCUUGCUGUGUUCUUGGCAUCUCCUGCAAUUAGCUGAGAGAGUUGCAUUUCAGCAAGAGAGCUCAGCAGACAAAUGGGUUGUGGUGGGGCUGACCCUACGCUUAAUUUCAGCCUUUCCCAGGUUCCAUUCGGUCAAAGGAGGCUCAACAUGAACCGCUUGCAGAAUCUAGUGUGGCUCGUCUAUAGGUCAAUUCAGGGUUUUCAUUCUGGAAUCUUUCACCAGCAAUAAAAUAACAUCUGUCAGUUUUUACUUACCCAAUACCGAGAUAUCUGGCAUUUCUUAUGAAAUAAAACAAUUUCCUAUUUCUUAUGUUUUCGGUAACCCAAGUUCAGACUUUACUGGUAUGUCCUUUGUAAUUCUUGACAGCCAAAAGGAACUGAAGAGAAUGCGAAAAACAAGCAAACCCUUAUUUUGUAUAUUGCUAAUUUAUUGAACAAACAGCAAGAUUGUCUUACCUGGUUGUUUUGCAUUUGGCCCCUUUGCUGCUCAACAGAAAUUUUGCUAAAAUACUAAGUUGGUUGCCAGGCUUAAUUGGGAAAAAAAAGGUGUAGAAAGGGCUAGCUCCAUUGUAGUCAUCAUACAUAGGUCUGGUUUCAAGUACAGUUUCUAUCUUUUACAAAAUAAAAGGUACCAUGUAGGCAAUUGAAAUAUUGCCCAGGGUGCUCUUCUAACAGAUAUUCUUGGAAAAUGCGUAUGUAUAAAAUAUGUACAUAUAUAAAAUAUAUAUACACAGUAUAUAAUCUAUAGCUCUGAGAGCUUUUAAGUCAGGAAUGCUGAGUAUUAUAGUAUAUUGAGGUCAGAAAAAAGUUUUACUCUGUGUGUGUGAGAGAGAGAAUGUGCAUGCGUGUUAAUAUACACGCUUCAGCCUCUUGUUUGAGCUACAUUCUUCUGGCGCUUAUUGAUAUGUUGUAUUGUUGUUCACUCACCCAUAUUUAGUGAUUUUAUUUCACUGCAAUUUGUAUUUUUUUAGAAAGUGAAUUAUGGAAUUAUGUCAGCCGUUUUAAGCUCCUCUCUUCCCCCAGAUUGUUCACCUUGUGCUUUGUCUCUUCGGCAGCUAUACAUUAAGGCAAAAAAAUAAAAUAAAAGGAAAAGAUUUGCUUUAUACAAAGGGAACUAAUGACCCACCCACCCCCUUUUUUUUGUGAGAAAAAUAUUUUUCCAGUUUUCUUGCUUUUGUGUGGUUUCUAGUAUCUUAUUCCAGCAUUGCUUGAGUGUGAAAGCACACAUCCGUCUAUAAACAAGCCUGGUGGUUCUAUAGUGUCUCUAUUUCAGAAACAAUUAUCUGAAGCUAAAUAAUUCCCAGUAAGGUGAGAACUUUUGUGGUAUGACCAAAAUCAGUUUUGGUAAUGAGCUCAAAUACAUGACCUGUAGCCUUGGGUGCUGUUGAAGGCUAGAAUGUACAACUACAUGCUUCAGGUGGAGAUUGAAUGUUUGAUUGUGCUCCCACAUGUAUUUUUAAAAAUCCUGCCCAUAAAGAAACUAGUGUUAUGGAGAAGGGUAUACUAUAGCCUUCCACUGACAUAUUAGUUUUUAAUGUUUGGGCAAACAUUUCAAUUGCCAUCUGUAGUGUGAAGUGGCAGUACAGUUCAAAUUUUGCCUUUGAGGGUAUUGAUCAUGCAGCUUGGCUCUUAAUCUGAAGAGCGUCUAGCAUAUUUAUUGUGGUCCUGCUAUUUGUAUGUAUCUCAUUACUUUUAGCUAAUCCACUGACUCUCAGGAUAAACUUUAAAAGAGGCAAUUCUUGCGGGGGGAUCUGCAGGGCAGGACCAAAAAUCUACAGUCCAGUGGAAGUUAGGAAGAUUACAGUCCUUUUAAUGACAUUAGAAAUGUGGCAGAGGGUUGUAUUUAAUUAUUGGAACAAUCAUAUGAGAAAAGGGGAAGCUAAAUUUUGGUGAUGCUAAAUUCAUUUUCUAGUUUGUGAAUAGAACUGAACAUUUCAAGGAUAGAGUCCAGAUGAAAAAAAUGUAAGAUGCAUGGAUUUGUUUUCCUUAAAGAGUGAAGCUACAUAACACACCCAGAUUUAUCAGAAAGCACAACUCCUGAGUAUUUCCUGCUGGCAAUUAAGAUGAGUUGAUGUAAAGUUAAAGACUCUUAAAAUGGGUUUAUUUUUAUAUGCUAUAAACCCAUGGUUGCAUACUUUAUGCCUGUGGAUAGAUUUUAUCAAGUCUUCUAAAUUUUCUAGAUAUAAAGUACACCAACCUCUGUUCUGAGCACAUUGAGAAGCACAGCCAGCUUGGAACUGUUAAAUAUAUGGUGCUGAAAUUUUAGCAGUGCACUGUCUUGUGAUACGUUCAUCUUCCAUGCUGACUAUAGCUUAAGAAUUAUUGCAUGGCUUCACUGCAAGAUGAGAAAUCGGUAGACGGCAUAUCGGAAUGCAAUCCCAAAUAUUUCAUUCUGAUAUAUUUGCAUCCUGAAACAUUGGAAUCUUGAAAUGUAUGUAAACCAUAGUUGUAGGUGAACGGACAGGCUUUUUUUUUUAAUAGCACAAAUUAUUUUUGGUACUGCAAAUGCAGGUCCCUGCUAGCUUGAAGUGAGCGGUCGUACAUUUUAAAGUCAUGUUUACAGAGUCAAAAAUGAUGAGGGUUUGUUCAGGAUUGUUAUUUUGAAUCCUGCUUAUCCUUGCUUAUACCUGCGAGGAAUCUCACCGCAUCUUACUGUACCCUUUCACUCACUUUCUCAGGGUUUGUGCGCACACGUACGUUUUCACCAAUGCAGCAUUUAUUUCCAAGAUGCUUGGUGUCAAGGGGAUGGGUAGCUUACCCCAGUGUAAUGAGGCAACCGAGAACAACUACGCUGGGAUUUAGCUCGUUAAUUUAUGGAUACGUGGCUGCAAAAAUUAAGCACCGAGGUCCUAUGGUUGCCAUUCUUUUGCAGCGCUUUCUGAAUAUGACCCAGUCGCCACUGCCUACCACAAUAACUAUGCUGUAUUGUUUACAUGUGGCCUCUUAGCCUCACAUUGAACCUAAGGCACAUCAAACCUCUCUAAUUAUCUGGAGGUUCUCCUCACUUGAAUUUCUCCUCCUGAUUGACCUGUUGAUAAUGGAAUCAAGUUAGAGAUUGGUGCAGAUUUAAAAACAACCAUUGGCUGUAUCAUUCUAAGCAAGAUACUACUGUAUCAGUCAGUCACUUGAGCCGUGGCCGCAUAUUGAUUUGAUGGACAAUCUGAGGCAGGAAGAAAGAGGAGAGGAGACCUAAAACAGUUUGAUGGUAUUCAAUAAGGUCAUGAUAAAUAAUUGGGAGAUUGUUUUUAAAAUGUUUUCUACCGGUUGCACUUGAGCCAGAUACCACUCCAUAUCUGUGUAAUAGAAUUAUUUCUGUUUUGAAAUAAGAAGAAACUAAAUGCUAGACCUUCAGUUCUAUUUACAACCCUACUACUUUAUGUAUGACCAUUCUGCUUGCAAGAACACACAGAGAGAAAGUUGCGCAAGUGAAGCACCUUCUCUAAAGCUCCUUCGUUAGGUUUGGAAGGCAGUUUACACAUGAAGAAAUCACAAUGCAAAAUUUCAAGUUUCUGGAAUGGGGAUGGCUAUGCUAUUUUUAUUUAAGAGAAACUAAAAUUCACCCCCAUUUCUGAUUCUUCACCCAAAACAAUCAGCACAAAACAGGGUAUUGAACUUUGAAAAAAGUUUCCUCUUGAAAUUAAAUUGCUGAGCAAAGAAAUAUGAACUGGGGGUGGGUUAAUUUCAUUUUGAGAAUCCUCUAUUUCCUAGAAACACCCCUGUUUUAAUUUUGUAAUUAUUGUUUUGUGCGUUUAUUCCCCCCACCCCACGUACUGAGUUACACUGCUUUUUAUUAACAUUGUGUACAUACUAACUGCUUUGUGUUUCAGAAUGCUAGUAAUUGCUUUGUAUAUUAAAGUGAUCCUUGUGAAUUUGUGAAUUGUCAUAAAAGUGCUUUUUCUUACUGUAAAGUUUGUGGUAUAAACUGUCAUAACACCCUUUUUACACAUUUAUGUGCAGACACAUAAACAUGCUUUUAAAAUCA
Podarcis muralis (Common wall lizard) is the source of this 7425-nucleotide messenger RNA. The record is from RefSeq and is a predicted model, not a curated record. Lineage: Eukaryota; Metazoa; Chordata; Lepidosauria; Squamata; Lacertidae.